AACAAAGAGAUAGAUUAAAUAAUCAUUUCUUUGAAAAUUUCUAUUUCGCUGGUGAAAAAUAUUUUUUAUCAGCUUGCACGACUCCUAAUUCACAAGAGCAACAAAAAACUGCUCAUGAUGAUAUUCGUAAUGCUGCAACGAAUUUUCGUAAAGCCCUUAUGGUUUUAAGCAAUGCUCAUUCUGAUUUCGUGUCGCGUCAUGAAGCAGUGCAUUUAAUGGAUAAAGUGUGGGAUAAAUAUGACCAAUGUUGGGUUGGAAAUAAAGAAAAUGGUGGUAACAUGGUAAAUUUGACUGAAAUGAUUGAGGAUGAAAUAGAUAAGAAACUUUUAAAGAAAGCUCAAAAGAAGGGUGUAGAGAGCAUAAGUAAUAUCAAAGAGUUCAAAUCAGAAUUAAAGAUGGAACAUGUUGUUAAUAUGCAAUGCGUUGUUGAAGAUGAUUAUGACUUCAUGGAACCACCUGAUUUAAGUCUCUUGGUUAAUUAUUUAAACGAUUGCGCUGUACACGAUACGAACAAUUCAUCAUCGUUUAAAGACAAUAAAGUUGACACUGGCUAUAUCAAUAUUCCCCCAAAACGCGAUAUAAAUAAUCAUUUAAGGGAUGUACGGACAACCAACACUACUCUAUCUGGAUUUAACAGCAAUGAUAUAAUGGAUAUUGAUAAUGAUCCUUUAAAUAUAUAUGACGGAAGAUUUUCCAACGAGCAACAUAUCAUAAGAGGUCCACAGCACUUAGAAAACCAUAAAGUGAAAAAAAAUGACACAAUUCCAAUGGAUAUAAAUUAUAUAAAUGAUGACGAUAAUGACCAACAUGAUUGUUCUACGAUUCAGCGUGGUUCUUUCAUUACCGCAAGACAACAAAUGAUGAUUGAAAAGCAGAAGAAAGGCCGUUUUUCCCCAUCAUAUAAUCAAGGUCAAUCACAUAGUAAUUUUAAUGAUUUCGUUGACAAGCCGCACAUACCAGGGGCCUAUAAGAAAAGAGUCAUUGGAACAUCAAGUCAGACCACUAAAAAAGGAAGGUUUAUAUCUCCUUUAUUGAAACGAAAUGAAAGCCUCGGUGGUGAUGAAUCAAAAAUGCACAAAAAUGAUUAUUUUUCGUCUUUCGGGUCUAAGAGAGAUAAAAAUGAUAGAAAACAAGAUUACGAUGCGGAUAAAGAACAAGCAGUUGAUAGUAGAUUAAAAAAUAUUGACCCAAAAAUGAUCGAAAUGAUCCAAAAUGAGAUCAUGGAUCGGACUCCCAAAAUCUCUUGGGAAGAUAUCGCUGGAUUAGAACAUGCGAAAAAAACCAUUCAAGAGGCCGUUACAUGGCCUAUGUUAAGACCAGAUAUUUUUACAGGGUUAAGAGGCCCUCCUAAAGGGUUAUUACUUUUUGGACCUCCAGGGACCGGCAAAACCCUCAUUGGCAAAUGUAUAGCCAGUGCUUCAUCCCUAACUUCGAAAUGGGUUGGCGAUGGUGAAAAAAUGGUUCGCGCUUUAUUCUCUGUUGCAAGGGUAAAUCAGCCCGCUGUAGUAUUCGUAGAUGAGAUCGAUUCUUUACUGACCCAAAGGACUGAUGGCGAAUUUGAAUCUUCAAGACGCAUCAAAACUGAGUUUUUGGUUCAAUUUGAUGGUGUGAAAACCGCUGGGUUAGAAGAGGAUCGAAUUCUUAUUGUUGGAGCAACAAAUAGGCCACAAGAAAUUGAUGAAGCUGCACGACGUCGGUUUCGUAAAAGACUCUAUAUUCCUUUACCAGAAUUAGAUGGAAGAUACUGUAUUAUAAAAAAUUUAUUACAGAAACAAAAACACUCAUUGACUGAUCAAGAAAUUUAUGAAAUUUGCGAGAAAACUGCUGGAUACUCUGGGUCAGAUAUGGAUGGACUAUGUAGAGAAGCUGCAUUGGGACCAAUACGCGUAAUCGGAGAUAUAAGAAACAUUUCAGCGGACGAUGUACGACCAAUAAAUUACCAAGAUUUUUUAAAUGCAUUGACACAAGUUCGUGCAAGUGUUAGCGAUCGUGACUUAGAACUAUACCAAGUAUGGAAUCAAAACUAUG
Messenger RNA from Racocetra persica, 2028 nucleotides. The record is from the annotation of a GenBank genome assembly. Lineage: Eukaryota; Fungi; Glomeromycota; Glomeromycetes; Diversisporales; Gigasporaceae.